Haliotis rufescens (red abalone) is the source of this 663-nucleotide messenger RNA. Its product is annotated as ras-related protein Rap-2c-like. Lineage: Eukaryota; Metazoa; Mollusca; Gastropoda; Lepetellida; Haliotidae. The transcript has a single exon. The record is from RefSeq and is a predicted model, not a curated record. The coding region runs from base 1 to 663 and encodes 220 amino acids. Gene Ontology annotation, molecular function: GTPase activity; GTP binding.
AUGGCUAAUAGAGGAAAGUCGUUUCACGUCGCUGGCAAUCAGGAGAAGGAAGAGAACCUGUGCCUUGUAGUCCUUGGAGCCUCUGGAGUAGGCAAGACAACCAUUAUCUCUCAAUUCCUGGACCACAAUUCUAUUACAGAGUAUAAAGGAACGUUCGAGGAGAUCCACAGGUGCAAAUACGACUCAUCAGGAUUGGACUUGACAGUAGAAAUCGUGGAAAUAAUCAAUGGGGAUGCAGUUCCAACUGUAAGGAAGCAGGCUAUUGCAAAAGGGGAUGCCUUUGUUCUCGUUUAUUCCGUGGAUGAUGCCGACUCUUUUGAGCAAAUUUACACCUUGCGAGAUCUCAUUCUGGAAGAAAAGAAGGAAAUAAAUGUUCCAAUUUAUGUGGUUGCCAAUAAAAUAGACAUUGCAGAAGAAAGGAAGACACCCAUCUGGCAGGUCGCUGAUGCUAUUGUGACAAUAGAUUGGGAGCACAAGUACUCUGAAGUGUCAGCUGAACACCCAUCGCAGAUUGCUGAACUAUUUGGAAAUGUUAUUGCUUAUGCUGUCUCAGUUUAUAAGGAAAGGUUUGUAAUGCAACCGAGACGAAUGACAACGCCUGCGUAUCUCUUCUCACUGAUGAGGAAGAAGCUCUCUGCCAGGAGACAAAAAUCAGCUUUUUGA